UUCAACACUCUUUCCCCAAAUCAUUGCUUUCUGUACUGAAACCCGACCGCCGAUCAUCUGAACAGUGCCCAUCACCGGCCCCGUCGCACGAACAACCGAUUCACUGAAGCAGAGAUGAUGGGUCGGAGAGGAUCGCAUAUAGCUUUGAGCUGAAGUCACUCACUGUGAGGAUAUAAAUAAAGACUGGAUUUUGGGGGGAUUUUCAUCCUCUGUUGCUGCCGGAAAGAUGAAUCCGAGCAAGGUCGAGGAGGACAUCUUCCACCAUCACAUGCUCAAUCGACCUCAGCCGCCGCUUAUUGACCACCACGCGGCGGAGGAAGACGAGCCCUUCGCUUUCCACGACCUCGUCCUCUUCCGCGACGACGACGACGAGGAGGAGGAGGACGGCAGCCACACCUCAUCGGAGUCGGAGCUUCCCCUCACCCGCCGGAACCAAUUUCAGUCCUCCGCCAAUCCACCGCCGCCCCAGAACCGAUCGGAUUUGGACGGAUCGAUUUUCCGAAACCCUAACCCUAGCCCCAAUUUCGGCCUCCAGAAGAGGCAUCUUUAUGAACCCGCAUACAUCAGCCCAGACCCACACAUUUCCUCCCAAUUCUACACCUUCAACAAGGAAUCUCACUCCCUGAUGAUCCGCUGCCUCCUGGAAGGCCGUCCGGCCACCCCAGAGGAAAUCCGUGCCGCCAACCCCUCCUCCGUGCUUGUCAGCUGGCGCUCUGUUUGGAAGGACCGCAACGAGGACACUGCCUACCUAACCGCCUGGAAGCGCAUCCAGGACAAGCUAAGUGCGCACGUCGACAACUCUACCGGUAAUGAAUACUUGUACUUCAAGAACAAUCCUAAUCAAUGUGUUUCCUAUGUUGAUCAAUGGCAUGGUAUAGUCUCCCAUUUACAUUCUGAUGCUGAAUCUAAACACUUGGGGCCCAAAGAAACCCUAGAAAGAAUCAAACAGAUGUGGACUGUGGGUGCCAAAUUUUACGGCAUCCCAGAGAGUUACAUUAGGGUUUGUGUGUCUGCGUGCCCCGUUUGCCUAGACGAAACAUCUGGGUGUGCCCCUCGUGGCAAACGGCGCAGGUUUGAGUACACUGAAUCAAUUGAUGUGCCAGCUAAAGAAGUGCCCACUAGAUUACAGCAGCUGGCUGCAAAACAUAAGGUUGUGUUGUGUAUACGCCAAAAGUACAUUAGGUAUAAGCCCUUCAUGGCAGAGGUUAAAGAUUACACGUGUCACCGUGCGGGAGAGCCGGCGUCCUCAAAAAAAUCAAAGCUUUUGAAGAGGGAGCCUUACGUGUCGAAACGUUGCGGGUGUGGAUUCCGUAUUCGGGCUAUUGUCCCUAUAUCGAACUACAAUGAGAAAGAUAAGACCUUUGUGUACCAAGAAGAGGGGAUGGCUGUGUUUAAGCUGUAUGCAGUGCAUUCGGGCCACGAGCCGGGUCCGUCAGAUGGGAAUGCUAGGAUCAUGCAUCGAGUUGUCGGGCAUAAAGGAGGCUUUUUGAUGAUGGAUCAAGAAACAAUUUAUGGGGUCAGAGAAGAAGUAGAUAACGAGGAUUUUGGGGAUAUCCAACACUCAGUUCUGCAGCAAUUGCAGGAAGCGAGAAAUGAGAUCGAGCUUCUUGAAGGGCAAAUUGGGAAACUUCCACACGAGCUUUUAUGUUCGGCUUCGCGAGAGCUUUUCGAUAUUGUGAAUAAGCUCAAAAAUGUUAGAGAGUGUGGCUCUAGGUCAGUUGGGCUUGGAUUGGUCUCCGAGAAACACGAUUCGGUUGAUGUCUUGGUGGGGGAAAAUGAUUUGGUAGAUUGGGGUGGUGGUCACCAUCAAAGGCUGUACGUGGAUGGAAAAGAAGCCGAGUUCAUUGAAGAAGAUGAAGACAGCUUUGGAAGAACUCUAGGGGAAGUUGCUUCCUGGGAUCAAAUGAGGACUCGCUGUGGAAGCCAGACUUGUAAGCCAGACAAACAAAACCUUGGAAAAGGCAUCGAGUUUGACGAGAAAAGCUUUCUUGAUUCCAAACUGGCCAAACCCUUAAUAAGGCACGACGAGAGUAUAGACACGGAUGUCGGCUUUGUGGUGGAAAACUUCUACGAAAACCCCAAAUGGUUUGACUCGCCCUGCGGCUUAGACUCUGGAACGGAUUGCGGCGACAGCGAAUUCAGACAUGGGGGAAUUGUGUAGGAAAAACUCGCACCACGUUACACUAACUGACACUUCAGGGGGUAUUAUUUUUCUUUUUUCGAAAAAAGUGUUAAGGUCACCUCACCUUUCACCCCAACCUUCUCACGAACAUUGAACACUAACGGGUAAACGAACAUUGAACAGUAACGGGUGUCUGUGUAUGUCUGGGGUGAGAUAUGGGGUGCCCUUAGCAUGUUUCUUGUUUUCCAUGGUGCCAUUCUUAUGUUCUUAAUUGUUGCAAGCGAGCUGUACAUUGUGUAUUUUCAACAGGUCGAUGUUUUUUCGUAGCCUCUCAGUUUGUCUAUGCUGUAUGUUUAUAAUUCUGUAAAGUACGGCCUCCCUCUGGGUCUGUAUCCACACUUUUUUCACGACGAUAAAAAGAUUUAAUUUGU
Molecule: messenger RNA, 2553 nt
Organism: Cuscuta campestris
Lineage: Eukaryota; Viridiplantae; Streptophyta; Magnoliopsida; Solanales; Convolvulaceae
Source: the annotation of a GenBank genome assembly